This is a messenger RNA of Scleropages formosus (Asian bonytongue), 5640 nucleotides long. Its product is annotated as histone-lysine N-methyltransferase EHMT1-like. The record is from RefSeq and is a predicted model, not a curated record. The coding region runs from base 37 to 3876 and encodes 1279 amino acids. The transcript is spliced from 27 exons. Gene Ontology annotation, cellular component: nucleus; chromatin. Gene Ontology annotation, biological process: negative regulation of transcription by RNA polymerase II; peptidyl-lysine dimethylation. Gene Ontology annotation, molecular function: histone H3K9 methyltransferase activity; p53 binding; zinc ion binding. NCBI's taxonomy places the organism in Eukaryota, Metazoa, Chordata, Actinopteri, Osteoglossiformes, Osteoglossidae.
AUCUGUUAAAGGGCAUUUUCCUCUUCUGUAGUUCAAAUGAGGUUUUUCCUUGUGAUUCAGCGUCACCGACUAGAGCCCUCAGGUUUGGCCACAAUUGUCGUGGGGAGAGGAGAGUCCGCCAAGACUGAGGCGAUGAAGGAACUGCCAGACACUAGAGAAGAGGGUAAAGACGAGGAGCCUUCAGAAAGGCAGGGAGGUGUCGCCAGGAGUGAGGGGGAGCUGAAUGGGACCUGUGAAGGGUCAGAGUCAGCAAAAGGCCACCAGAGCUCCUCCCACCGGGAACCCCAGGACAGCAGGUUGGGGCAUCAGGUGGACUCUGGCAGCCAGUCAUGUCUAAGCGAAAAUGGACUACCGGAGAGUGACCCACCCCACGGCACCAUGACUGGCAGCAAUGGACUUGUCCUCAGCAAGCAGCAGCCAGAGGGCGGUGCUGCCACACACAGGACUAGCGGGUCGCCUGCGGGCACCGCAUUAGUGGGGCAUGCCACCAAAACAAUGCCGUCGGCUUCGGCGUUGCCUGCGGCACGGGCCCGAAAUCCGGCUACCGCAAAGACUGAUGCCGGUAUUGGAACAGGCGUAGCAAAGGACAGCCUUGUAGAGACAGAGACUAAAAAUGGAACAACACAGGAACCCCCGCCAGUUGUUACAAUACAUCGGGCACGGAAAACUAUGGCCAGACCUGCCUCCAACCAGGCAACACUAAAGCUUCUAAACAGGGAACUAAAAGAACCGAACGGUGUGAAAGAUGAGACUCGGAACGCACCUGAGGUGGUUAAGCCACCGGUGCCCUUGCCGUCCCAAAACCAGCUACCUCAGAGCCAAAACGACACACCAACGGCUGCAAGCAAGCCCCAGACUGCUGCCUCGGUGUCCCGCAAAAAGAAGCGGAAGAUGGGGACGUACAGCCUUGUUCCCAAGAAAAAAACCAAAGUAAUGAAGCAGCGAUCUGUGCUCGAGUUGUUCAAGGACCUGUCUCGAGCAAGAGCUCAGAAAGAGAGCUUGCGGGUGAAUGGAGAAAGCUUGGAAAACGAGUCUGAAGAUGAGGAGUCGGAGGAUGCUGAUGACUCAGAAGACGAGGAGGAGCACAUGGGCGAGGAAGGCUGUGGCACUCCCAGAGAAGGAGGACAGGCCUCAGACAGCACCCUUAAGGCGGAGCUAGUAGAGGAACAGGAGUCUGAGGAUUCUGGUGAGGAUGAAGGAGAAGAAGGAAACGAUUCAGAUCUGAGCUCAGAGUCCAGCAUAAAAAAGAGGUUAAAAAAGAAAGGAAAGCUUGACAAUCCUUGGCUUCGGACACCCAAGAAACGAAAAAAGAAGAUGCCGUUAAAAACAGAGAGCCUCUCCGCCAGUGAGGCGGAGGCCCAGUCCCAAACCAGCGCCAGUAAGGAAUAUACAGAGGUGUCCUUGGACUGCCUGAACCUGAAAGCCCAGGAGGAGUUACUGUCAGCCCAGCACACAGGUUUGUCUGGAGGAGCAGAGGGAAUGGAGACAGACCCGGUGCAGGAACUGCCGCUGUGCAGCUGCCGAAUGGAGACGCCAAAGAGCCGGGAGAUCCUCACACUGGCCAACAGGAAGUGCAUGGCCACGGAGAGCGUGGACGGGCAGCUGAGCAAGUGCCAAAGUGGUGUGAUGAAGCAUGAGAUGAUGAGACCCUCCAACACAGUCCAGCUCCUAGUGCUGUGCGAGGACCACCGAGCUGGUAUGGUCAAGCAUCAGUGUUGCCCAGGCUGUGGCUUCUUCUGCAGAGCGGGGACUUUUAUGGAAUGCCAACCAGACAGUAACAUUUCCCAUCGCUUCCACCGAGCCUGUGCCUCUGUGCUUAAGGGUCAGACCUUCUGCCCACACUGUGGCGAGGAUGCUAGCAAGGCCAAGGAGGUCACCAUCGCCAAGGCAGACACCACAUCCAUGGUGCCCCUUGCUCCUGGUUUAAAGAUGCCUACUGCAUCUGAGGGCAAGGCUGACACCACCACUGGGGGUCCAGUCUGUGCACCUCCGUUCAGUGAGGACAGAGCAGACAGCUCCCUGCCCAAACCCUCCGAGUCGUCUGAUACCACUCCGUCCCCAACCGGCUCCAAGAUUGCUACAGGAGUGGGUCAGGCGGUUGGCACAGCCCCAGGACCGGCUAAAGAGACGUUGGAAAGCAUUCUCCUGGCUCUUGAUGCCGAGAAGCCUAAGAAGCUAAGGUUUCACCCAAAGCAGCUGUAUAUCUCAGCCAAACAAGGGGAGCUCCAGAAGGUCUUGCUGAUGCUGGUGGAUGGCAUUGACCCGAACUUCAAGAUGGAGAGCCAGAACAAGCGUACACCCCUUCAUGUGGCGGCUGAGGCAGGGCAUCAGGAAGUCUGCCACAUGCUUGUACAGGCUGGUGCUAAUUUGGACAUGUGUGACGAGGACCAAAGGACUCCUCUGAUGGAUGCCUGUGAGAACAACCACCUUGAGACGGUCCGAUAUCUGCUGAGGGCUGGAGCAAUCGUCAAUCACAAGGAUGUGGAGGGCUCCACCUGUUUGCACUUGGCUGCUAAAAUAGGGCAUUACGACAUAGUAAAGCACCUGUUAGACACCGAAUCAAUAGAUAUCAACUGCCAGGAUGAUGGUGGCUGGACAGCUAUGAUCUGGGCGACAGAAUACAAGCAUGUAGAUGAGGUGAAACUGUUACUGUCUAGAGGAGCUGACAUCAACAUCAGAGACAAGGAGGAAAACAUCUGUCUCCACUGGGCAGCCUUCUCUGGCUGUGUGGACAUUGCAGAGAUCUUGUUGGGCUCCCGGUGUGACCUCCAUGCUGUCAACAUCCAUGGUGAUUCACCCCUGCACAUCGCUGCGCGGGAGAACCGGCUAGAUUGCGUGAUGCUCUUUCUGGCCCGUGGGGCAGAUGUGAACCUUAAGAAUCGGGAAGGGGAGACACCUCUGGAGUGCUGCAGCCAGGGCUCCAAGGUGUGGAGCGCCCUUCAGGCCAACCGGAAACUCAGGGAAACUGCAGGGACCCAAAGUGGCCGGGUGGAAAAAAUUCUCAACAGGGACAUUGCCAGGGGGUAUGAGAGAGUCCCUGUCCCAUGUGUGAACGGUGUGGAUGACGAGCCCUGUCCAGAUAACUACAAAUAUCUCCCAGUCAACUGCGUUACCUCCCCUAUGAAUAUCGACAAGAACAUCACGCACUUGCAGUACUGUGUGUGUAAAGAUGACUGCUCUUCCACCAACUGCAUGUGUGGUCAGCUCAGCCUACGAUGCUGGUAUGACAAGGAAGGACGCUUACUUCCAGAAUUCUGUCGUGAAGAACCACCUCUCGUAUUUGAGUGCAAUCAUGCCUGCUCCUGCUGGAGGACCUGCAAGAACCGUGUGGUGCAGAAUGGACUGAGGGUCCGACUGCAGCUCUUCCGGACUGAGAAGAUGGGCUGGGGUGUGCGGGCUCUGCAGGACAUUCCCCAAGGGACCUUUGUGUGCGAAUACGUGGGUGAGAUCAUCACUGAUGCGGAGGCAGAUGUCAGGGAAAAUGACUCCUACCUUUUUAACCUGGACAACAAGGUGGGCGAUGUGUACUGCAUUGACGCCCGUUUCUACGGGAACAUCAGCCGGUUCAUCAACCACCUGUGUGAGCCCAACCUGUUUCCGGUCCGUGUAUUCACCACCCACCAGGAUCUCCGCUUCCCCCACAUUGCUUUUUUUGCAGGGAAGAACAUCAGUGCUGGCGAGGAACUUGGGUUUGACUACGGUGACCACUUCUGGGACAUCAAGGGCAAGUUCUUCAGUUGUCAGUGCUGUUCGCCCAAGUGCCGACACUCAGCCACCGCCCUGGCCCAGAAGCAGGCGGACAGCACGCCUGAGGGGCGGCAGCCCAGCACCCUGCCCGACACUAGCUCAUCCACCACUCCCUCCAGUCCCUCGUGAGCCCUGCUCCAAACCCCUCCUCACAUCCACCUGAGCACUGCCCACACCAGCACAAAAAUCCUCCCAGAUUCCAGUUCUCACCACCACCUAUUCAGCAGGAAAUUUCCUCAGCAUUUUGACUGAGCUCAUCGGAAGAGUGCUGGGGCACGUAACCUUCGGAUCCUCGGAGCUGCUCAUAGCAGCCGAGUGCAUGGGCUGGAAGUUUGCCCAGAAUUUCUGAGUGACGAUCUGCAAAAUCUGCCGCAUGAGAAGGCUGUUAAAAUAGUUGUGUUGCUUCUGUACAAUCUACUUAAAAUGGUAGCUUUACUGUGGUUUGUACUUGAAGCAUUGCCUUGGGUGAUGCUCCAGAGGGGAGUUUGUAAGCCAUUUGUAAAAUAAGGAUUGUACAAAGCAUAUCUACUGUACAUUCAGAAGUAAAAUCAAGCACUGCAAAUGGCCUAGCAUGAAUUUGUAGCAUAUUUGUGGGUCAUUUUUGCCCUUUGGUUCUCAACCUCACCACCUUUAUGUUAACGAAGACCUGGUACUCUGCAUAUUUUUCUUCCAUAAGCACUUGCUUGAGGAAAAUACUGGAGGAUAAUGUAAAACGGAGGUAUCGAAUCCUUCGUCACUUACGACUACGCUGCUCUUCUUUCCAGCCCAUUUCCAUGGCUUGAUUGGACCAGAUACUAUGUAAUUACCGUGGCAGAGUUUGUUCCCAAAACACUAGUUAAAAACUUAAUUACUGUUAGAUACCAUGGUUCGGAAAUAUUUUGCUUCAGUGGGCUACUUGGCUAUCUAAGAAAACAGUGUUUCAGCAUUCGUGUAGCCUUCCAGGUGUUUGAGACCAUCGAUACAGAGAAAACAUCACACAGCGUUACUUUUUAAAAAUUGAUUUGCACUCUAAUUUUUAAGCUUUUUUUUUGAAGUUCACUUUCUCAGAGCAUACACACCAAGCUCUUUCGAUGUCAAGUUCUGGGAUUAUGCUUUCUGGCACGUGACAGAGCUGAGGCUAAAUCUGUAGCUGAACAGAAAGGACCUGUGUCAAUCUGAGGGGGAACUGGAGAGGCAUCAUUGCCUAGCGACAACGCAACAAAAAACCAGCCGGGGCGUGUCCCUGACGCACAAACAGACAUCACGGAGCAAUGCUUUCAUCUCUCACAGGUGACUACAGCCUAGGGACACUGUGUAACCCCAGGGGGAGCGGUGAUAAAUUACAAAACUCCUCCUCUUUUUUUUUUUUUUGCUGGCACAGGAAGCGUGUUCACAAGACAAACCUCUUCCUUUUGGGGGUUUAAAAAAAACUACAUUUGCUUCAUGUGCAUCACUGGCUGAAAUGGCCUGACUGAGUUAAGACCUUUUUUAUUUUUUAUUUUUUUUUUGUAAUAUCCUGCCUGUGCAAAUCAAAAAUGACAGCACAUUUUUGGUAAGGGGCAGGUUCAGAAAAGCAUGCUUUGUGAGGCACAAGACUCACUUUGUUUAAAUCAACUCAAAUGUACAAUGACAGUUUUUUCUGCAGGGGUAGCGGGAUUCAAAUGGGCUCAGAACUUGCUGGGGAAACAGAAAAUGGUGCUGAACAAAAGGUGUUUAUUUUGUAUUUCUCACCAAGUGAAUACAAGUUGUAAAAUAAAACAACUUUUUUUACAUUUUAAUUUACCUCCUGUUUUCAUACUGUAGUAACUGUAGUUAGUCUUUCAGUUAAACUCUAUAAUUCUAUGUUCAUAGUAAAUCUUCACAUUAUUCCUGUCUUUUUAAAUGUGGUUAGUAUGGUAGUGUAUAGUAGAAUUU